CACACAUAGGCUUCACUGGAACACCACAGAGAACACCUCUGCACAUUUCUAUAAAUUAAGUCAUGACUUCUUCCCUGACAUCCUCUGUGACUGAUGUGGGAGUAUGGAUUCUUGAAAAUAAAGAACAAAUUGAAAAGGCAGUGGAGAUCGUAGGCCAAGGAUGUGCGAUCCUGGCAGACACUGUAGGCCAGUUGCAUCCCAUCCUGGGGGCAGUUUUUAGGAUCUCAGCUAAGCUUCUUAGCAACCCAGAGGGCAAAGAGGCUAAGUUCCUCACUAAACAGUUUGAAAAGGUCAACCAGACAAUGGAAAAGCUUCAAGGUGAUUUAGAAGAAACACAGCGGCUGAUUGAGAGAUCUUCAUUGAACAUAGAGUACUUUAAAAUCUACUCACAGAUAAUCGGACAGUAUGAAAUGUUCAACUAUAUUUUCACAGCCAAACCCGAGUUUAAGAAGGUGAAAAUAAAUGAGUUCCUCAUCUACUUUGAGCAAUAUGAGAGAGAAAAGAACCUUAAAUGCUUGUACAAUGCCAUCACUAGAGAUAGAAUACUGGAUAAGAUCCUGACCACUGAGCAAAGGAGCAGGAAGGCAGUGGAGGAGUUCUGUGCUAGCAUAAAGAAGGUGUUUUUGGUUGGUGUUGUAGCAUUGAUGGGCUACAAUGCACUAACGGAAGGCCCUGUUAAAGAGGACAAGAUGAAGAAAUGGCAUGGUCGCAUGGAGGAGGUGGAGAAGCUCAUGAAGGCGGCAGUGGAUAAAUGUGUGAAUGAGUUUGCUGAGCAAGCCAGGGAGGAUUUAGAUAAGAUAAAUUAUGAGACAAUGAGCCCCGAAUCCCUACUGGAUAUUCUUGUCAAGAAGUAUUACUGGGUCUCCUGGUCAGUUAGGGUCUUUAUUCAUGAAGACUGGAAACUUGUGAAGUUUUUCCUUGGCAAGCAGCACCACGUCAGUGGUGUCAAUUAUUUUGAGUUUCUGAGCAAAAAUAAAAAAAAGAUUGUGGUGUCUUUCACUGCUAAACCUAAACCACUCAACAUGAGUCUGAUAACCGAUCAAAUAGAGAAAGAGAAAGGUGACGUUGAAUCUGUGGCUGAGUCUCUUUGCAAGUCUCAUCCCAAAUGUCUUGUCCAUGUUGUCAGUCGCUGGUACAAAGUGGAGGAAGCCAAUAAUUUCAAUACAGACCACUAUUUUAAGUCAGACAAAAAAGCACACAUUUUUAUUUACUCGGAAUAAUAGGAUUUUGAUCAAACUGAAUUUACUGAUGAUAAUCAGAGUCUACACCAUGUACUCAGUUUAAAUCCAUCAGGCUUCUAUUAAUUAACACUCAAAGUCUUAACAUUUUUUGUUGUUGUUGUUGUUGUUGCUGUAAUUAGCUCUUAAUAAUGGAAACUUAGACUGAUGGUCAAAGCAUUAAAGCUUGACUAUAACACAUUAGCCUCUAAGGAGGGAAAGAUUGAAAAUAACAUUAAAUAUAGAUUUUGUGCA
Messenger RNA from Clarias gariepinus (North African catfish), 1472 nucleotides. RefSeq lists its product as uncharacterized. Lineage: Eukaryota; Metazoa; Chordata; Actinopteri; Siluriformes; Clariidae. Bases 63 to 1220 code for a protein of 385 amino acids. The transcript has 2 exons. The record is from RefSeq and is a predicted model, not a curated record.